Molecule: messenger RNA, 672 nt
Organism: Lodderomyces oxycetoniae
Lineage: Eukaryota; Fungi; Ascomycota; Pichiomycetes; Serinales; Debaryomycetaceae
Gene: PRE3
Product: proteasome core particle subunit beta 1
Exons: 1
Coding region: 1-672 (223 amino acids)
Cellular component (GO): proteasome core complex
Molecular function (GO): threonine-type endopeptidase activity
Source: RefSeq, a predicted model, not a curated record
AUGAAUGGGAUCAGCGUAGACAUCACACACUUGAAAAAGGGUGAAGUGAAUCUAGGUACUUCAAUUAUGGCUGUUACGUUUAAAGAUGGAGUGAUAUUAGGAGCAGAUUCACGAACAACAACAGGCUCUUACAUUGCCAACAGAGUCACUGAUAAGUUGACUCAAAUACAUGAUACCAUAUACUGUUGUCGUUCAGGCUCAGCAGCAGAUACGCAGGCGGUAGCGGAUAUGGUGAAAUAUUAUUUGCAAAUUUACUCAUCACAAUUACCAUAUGGACAGAAACCUACAACGAACAUUGCUGCUAAUGUGUUUCAAGAAAUCUGUUACAACAAUAAGGAUGCAUUGACUGCAGGUAUUAUAUGUGCCGGGUACGAUGAUAAAUAUGGUGGUUCUGUCUAUUCCAUACCAAUUGGAGGUUCAGUACAUAAACAAGAUUAUGCGAUUGCCGGUAGUGGGUCAACAUUCAUUUAUGGAUGGUGUAAUGAAAAUUAUAAACCAAAAAUGGACAAGCAGGAAACAAUUGAGUUUAUUAAAACUGCUUUGGCUGAAGCUAUCAAAUGGGAUGGAUCAUCUGGUGGUGUUAUUCGUAUGGUUAUCUUAACAAAAACUGGUAUCGAACGGUUAAUUUUUUACCCUGAUGAGUAUGGGAAAUUGACUCAAAAGAGUGAAUAA